Molecule: messenger RNA, 2015 nt
Organism: Drosophila willistoni
Lineage: Eukaryota; Metazoa; Arthropoda; Insecta; Diptera; Drosophilidae
Product: solute carrier family 23 member 1
Exons: 4
Coding region: 146-1903 (585 amino acids)
Biological process (GO): transmembrane transport
Cellular component (GO): membrane
Molecular function (GO): transmembrane transporter activity
Source: RefSeq, a predicted model, not a curated record
AUUGAGUCGACAGCCGUUGGGGCAAGUGGUUGCCCACUGAGUUCUUAAGGGAUUUGUUUUCUUUUUGUUUUUCGUUUUAUUUUUUUUCCCCGUCGUUAGUUAAGUUUUAUGGCGUGCAUUAAGUGGUUAUAAAGCCGAUCUGAUCAUGGAAUUAAAUAAUGUAACCAUUGAGGACUGUGAUGGCUCCCCGAACGUAGCCAAGUUAGGCAUCAGGGAGUCUCCAGUGGGCGAUGUACCCACGAUUAUGUCUCCUCCAUUAAAACCCGAGAAACAGAAGCCGCAAUUGUUGUAUGCCAUCAAUGAUAAUCCGCCUUGGUAUCUGAGUAUUUUGUUGGCCUUUCAACACUAUUUAACAAUGAUUGGAGCAAUUGUGUCUAUUCCGUUCAUCUUGACGCCCGCCCUAUGCAUGUCGGAUGAAGAUGCCAAUCGUGGCAUAAUCAUAUCAACAAUGAUAUUUGUCACUGGCAUAGUGACCUAUUUUCAAGCCACAUGGGGUGUCCGUUUGCCCAUUGUGCAGGGUGGAACUAUUUCGUUUUUGGUGCCCACAUUGGCCAUUCUCGCCUUGCCACAGUGGAAAUGUCCAGCCCAGUCGAUAAUUGAUGAAAUGAGUCCCGAGGAGAGAGAGGAAUUGUGGCAAGUCCGUAUGCGAGAGUUGUCUGGAGCUAUUGCCGUGUCGGCCAUGGUGCAGGUUAUAAUGGGUUACACUGGACUAGUGGGCAAGAUACUGAAAUAUGUAACACCCUUGACUAUAGUGCCAACGGUCUCACUAGUGGGAUUAACUCUUUUCGAGCAUGCAGCGGGAACUGCCUCCAAACACUGGGGCAUUGCUGUGGGGACAACUGCCAUGCUGACGCUUUUCUCGCAAAUCAUGUCCAAUGUGUCUGUUCCCAUAUUCGCGUAUCGCAAAGGACACGGCCUAGAGGUGCGGCAAUUUCAGUUGUUUCGCCUAUUUCCUGUUCUGUUGACCAUCAUGAUUAUGUGGGGUUUGUGCGGCAUAUUGACAGCCACCGAUGUCUUUCCACCCUCGCAUCCAUCGCGAACGGAUGUACGCCUCAAUGUGUUGACAAGCGCCAAAUGGUUCUAUGUGCCGUAUCCGGGACAGUUCGGUUGGCCUUCGGUCACUUUGUCGGGCGUUCUGGGCAUGCUGGCCGGUGUAUUGGCCUGUACAGUGGAAUCUCUUAGCUAUUAUCCGACUGUUUCGCAAAUGGCAGGCGCCCAUUCGCCACCACUUCAUGCCAUCAACCGAGGCAUCGGCACCGAGGGAUUGGGCACUGUGCUGGCUGGUCUCUGGGGAGCUGGCAAUGGCACAAAUACAUUUGGCGAGAAUGUGGGUGCCAUAGGUGUCACCAAGAUUGGCUCGCGACGCGUCAUCCAAUGGGCUGCAUUGAUAAUGGUCCUGCAAGGGGUAAUUGGUAAAUUUGGAGCCAUUUUCAUACUCAUUCCCGAUUCGGUGGUGGGAGGAAUCUUUUGUGUGAUGUUCGGCAUGAUUAUUGCCUUUGGUCUUUCCACGCUGCAGUAUGUGGACUUGCGUUCGGCCAGGAAUCUCUACAUUCUCGGCCUCUCCAUAUUCUUUCCCAUGGUCUUGUGUCGCUGGAUGCAAGAACAUCCGGGCGCCAUUCAGACGGGCAAUGAAACGGUUGAUUCCACAUUGUCAGUGCUGUUGGGUACAACCAUAUUGGUGGGCGGCCUAUUGGGAUGUCUGCUGGACAACAUUAUUCCAGGAACGCCUGCGGAGCGUGGCCUCAUCGAAUGGGCAAAUGAAAUGCCACUUGGCGAUGAUAAUAUCAACGAUGGCACCGCCACGGACUACGAUUUUCCAUAUGGCAUGAAUGCCCUACGCAAAUGGAAAUGGACUUAUUACAUACCAUUUUUGCCCACAUAUAAAUUGCAAAAACAGAGCUGACCUGUUUACAUUACAUCAAUAUAUAUAUAGAGUUGAUUCCACACACAAUCAAUCGAAUGUACAAUAUUUUUGGUUUUGUAUUUAUUUCAUAAAACCAUUUCUUUUAUUAUUA